AUACUGAAGGAGGCUGUACCUGACGCGCAAUGAUACAGACUGGGGAACAGAGCGCCCUAUUCCCGGGAAGGUAGCGGCCUGGGCUGGGUGGAGUUCAAGCUGUGAGAGGGAAGCGCGGCUGAGCAGAGUACUGGCGCUUUGGCUGACCUUUUGGAUACCGAAUUGCAAACAAUUGUAACAUCACUAAAAUGGACAGCAUUAUUGAUCCUGGUUUCUUGAGUCGGGUCAUUGGAAAAACCAUCAAAAUUACACUGACCACUGGUUCUAUCCAGGGUGUGUUAAUUAAUGUUCACCCUGGCCGGACCAUCCUUAUAAACAAAGUUAAAGAUUUGGCAACAGGCAAGAUGAUACCUGGAGCACAACUGCUAUUUGGAUAUACUAUUUUAAAUGUGGAAUUACAGAAAGAUCUGGAAGAGGUUCCUGUGAAGCAGUCUGAAGAACAGACCACUGAGGAGCGGGAACAAGCUCCCACAGAGCAAGACCAUAUAGAUGAUGGCAGUCAAGACGCAGAGAGAACACAAUCUGACACUGGCAAACCCCAAGACCUUCGCACUCGAACGCUGCAAGUCAUAAAGCUUUCAGUGGAUGAGGAGGAGGUGGAAUACACUAUUAUUGAUCAGUUCCAGCCAAUAUUUGGCCCAGCUAUCCAUCACCUCCAAAACCAGAAAGUUAUCAGCAUAGGCGCUGUUGGACAGAAUAUCUGUCGACAUGGAAAGCUCUCAUGGUUGCAGUUUGCAACCAAAAGUCGGGUAUAUCUCUUUGAUGUUCUUGUCCUUGGAUCAAAAGUCUUUAAAAAUGGAUUACAGAUGGUGCUUGAAGAUACAGGUAUACUUAAGGUGAUUCAUGAUUGUCGCUGGCUUGGAGAUAUUUUGUCCUACCAGUAUGGGAUUAUCCUUAACAAUGUGUUUGACACACAGGUUGGGGAUGUCUAUCUGUUUUCCAUGGAAACAGGAGGCUUCCUACCACACCGCAUUAGAACACUGGAAGAGUGUCUGAUACACCACCUCAGCAUGCUGCCCUCGAGGGUUUCCUUUCUGGCUCAUAAACUGCCUUUAACUGAGGAAUACGAUGAUAUCUGGUUUGAUCGCCCAAUGGACCCUACUCUCCUAAAAUUAUUGUCACUGGAAGUUAUCCACCUUCUGCCACUACGCUCUGCUAUGCUAGAUGCUAUGUUAGCUGACUUUACUUUAUUGGUUGAGGGGUACCUCAAUGCCUUCCGACGGGGAACAGCAAACAUACUUGAAAGUUCAGAGGUUUCUGGUUCUGGGCUUCCCAAAGAACUUCAACAGCUCCGUGUCCUUCAGCAGAUGAGAAGAGAAAAAGCUUUAAAAGAGUAUGAUGUGAACAAUAAAGGGCUUUUAACAAGGGGAAAGGCUGAGAAAGCACCACAAAGUAAACCCUCCAUAACAAAACAUGACACUGAGCCAGAGAAUGCAGUGAAGUUAACCAUGAAGUCAGAAGAAUCACUCUAUCAAACGAUGGCAACCAGUGCAACGCACUUGGAGAACCAAGAAAAAAAUCAUGGUGCAUUGUGUCAGAAUUUCCCUGUCAGGUCUAAUUUUUGUCCCAGAGGGCCCUGUGAUAGUUUAAAGCCUCAACCUCUGCGCCCUCCUUUGCCUUCCUUGGUUGCAAAUCUCAGAAUGCCAUCUCUACUAGCAAUGGGCAAAUAAUGGCACACCAACAACAAAUGUCUCAUAUGUUGCAAAAUGUUUUUGAAAUAUCAUGUUUGAAUUUCACUCUAUAAUAAUCUUGUUUUUGUCACUGUUUAUAAUUAACUAAAUAGUUAUUACUAAUUUACUACAGAGUAGAUAUUUGGGUAGCACUUUAUAUAUAAAUAGAAGUCUUUGGAUGGUAUUAUUUUACCUUAUUUGGGGUGUUUCGUUUUUUUAUGUUGUAUAACUUACUGGCACUAUAUCAUACUAUAAUAAAUGACCAUUUCUAGGGUACGUGCUGCUGCUUAACUUUCAUAUCAGAUAAUCAGUAUCUGAUAUCCACAAGACAUAUUAACUGGAAAUUUUUUCAGUAACUACACAGGAAAAGCAGCUGUGUAUUAAAGGAGAACUAAAUAUAUAAUCAGUGGGGAGUGCCAAAAUAUUAAGACACCACCUCAGUGAUUAUAGUCUAUUACCCAAUAACCUGGGCCAGUGCUCCUGUUUGCUAAAAACUGCACCAGCCCAGGGUAUUUCUGUAGACGUCAAUUGUAGCCAUCUUGUUUGGCUUCUUUGGUCGUCUUUUAGAUCCAUGCAGGUUCAUGUGCAGUAGAGUGAAAAAGCAAACUGACAUACAAAAAGCUUUUUCACUCUACUGUGCAUAGAAAAGAAGAAAGAAACAUCAGAAGAUUGUUAAAAAUGAGCUCCUACAGAAAUACCCCAGUUUUAAGCAAACAGAAAACCAGGCCAAGGCAUCGGGUAAAUAUAAUUACAGGGGAGGGCUAAGAUUUUGCAUCCCCCAAUGAUUAUACCUUUCCUUCUCUUUUAACGGAGCAGCAAUAUUUGACAAGUAUAUACAGUUGAGUAAAAAUUAAGUACAUCCCAUGUAAAAUGUUUUUCUUAGUUUUUAAGAUAUGUAGACAUGUCAGUAUUAGAUCUUCAUUUAAAUAGUAUAUAAGAUAAAGGUGAUGUCACUGAACAAAAAAACAAGGAAAAUUUGAAAUGCAAUAAUUGAUUCAAUAAAAUAUUAACGGAUA
Messenger RNA from Xenopus tropicalis (tropical clawed frog), 2686 nucleotides. RefSeq names its product exonuclease 3'-5' domain containing 1 (gene exd1). The coding region runs from base 189 to 1670 and encodes 493 amino acids. Lineage: Eukaryota; Metazoa; Chordata; Amphibia; Anura; Pipidae. The transcript has 12 exons. The record is from RefSeq and is a predicted model, not a curated record. Gene Ontology annotation, molecular function: nucleic acid binding; 3'-5' exonuclease activity.